UUACCAACUUCAAAACACAUCUAACCGAACCACACAUGUUUUCCGACCACUUAUUCAUCCUCCUGCUACUUGCACCGGUCUUGGCUCUCAUAAUCACCGUCCGUACACUAACAAAGGUGGUGAGUCAACCGGGUCAAAACCAUCCACCGGGUCCAUAUUCAUGGCCAGUGUUGGGCAACCUAGCGCACAUGCUCAAAGGCCCUCAUGUCUACUUCACCGAGUUAGCCCGUUCAUAUGGUCCACUGUGUUCUGUGAAACUUGGGACCCAUUUGUUUGUUAUCGGCUCAUCUCCCAUGGCUGCAACGGAGAUCAUGAAAGCCCAUGACAGACUACCUACGUACAGAUGGGUGCCCAAAGCUGGUCAAGAUGGGUUGCAAGAUUACUCACUUAUUUGGGCGACUGAGUGUACGGAUCAUUGGAAGCUUUUAAGGUCUUUGUGCCGGACGGAGUUGUUCUCGGCUAAAGGGCUAGACUCGCAAUCUAUUUUAAGGGAGAAAAAUGUUGAUAAAAUGGUUGAGUUUCUAAACAACAAACAAGGAAAAGUUGUGAACAUUCGAGAGGUUGCGUUUGCUACAACAGUGAACAUACUUGGUAACAUAUGUUUCUCCGAAGAUUUCGUUGGUUUGGAGGGUGAUGAGAAGGAAAGUAGAGGUUUAAAACGGGCUCUUUAUAGGUUGAUGAAGCUGGGGACUACACCAAAUGUUGCAGAUUUUUACCCUAUAUUUGAAGGGUUGGAUCCACAGGGUUUAAAGAAGAAAACAUCAGAGGUUAUGAAUGAGGCGUUUAGCGUAUGGGGACAUGUGAUUAAGGAAAGAAGAGUUAAAAGAGAAUAUCAGAAAGGAAGUGAUUUAGAUGAACGUGAUUUCUUAGAUACUAUGCUCAGAUGUGGCUUUUCAGAUCUGCAGAUUAACCAGUUGGCUGUUGAACUAUUUUCAGGAGGAACACACAGUACAGCUUCAACCAUCGAGUGGGCGUUAGCCGAGUUGAUCAAGAACAAAGAAGCUAUGUUCAUGCUCCGAAACGAACUUGAUAAAGAAAUUGGUUCAACAACAUGCAUCAAGGAAUCACAAGUCUCUCAGCUUCCUUACUUGCAUGCUUGUGUUAAAGAAACACUAAGAUUACACCCCCCAGCACCACUCCUACAUCCACAAGCCAUCUUAGAAGGAUCUAAAAUCAUGAAUUAUAAUGUGCCUAAGAACUCUCAGCUAAUAAUCAAUGUUUGGGCAAUGGGAAGAGACCCGAGCCUUUGGGAAGACCCGGUGUCAUUCAAACCCGAGAGGUUUUGCGACUCUAGUGUGGAUUUCAAAGGGCAAGAUUUCAAGUUUUUACCCUUCGGUGUAGGAAGGAGGAUGUGUCCAGGAUAUCCUUACGCGAUUAAGCAAAUCCACCUUAUGUUGGCUUCGUUAGUUCGGAACUUUGAUUGGUUUCUUCCUAAUAACAUGGAAGAUCUUUCAAAAUUAGACAUGACCGAAAACUUUGGCAUAAUUUCACAAAGGAAAAAGCCUCUAAUGGUUAUCCCAAAAUGCAAAUGUUGAUUGAUUUAUGCAUGUUUGUUCUUAUAACUAGUUUCCAGUUAUCAGUGUCUUUAUGUUUUGUGUAAUAACAAGAAACUGGGAAUUCUUUGUUAUCAAGUUUAAUAUUGAAAUUCUUAGUUGUUAUGAUGA
Helianthus annuus (common sunflower) is the source of this 1664-nucleotide messenger RNA. RefSeq names its product probable (S)-N-methylcoclaurine 3'-hydroxylase isozyme 2. Bases 36 to 1535 code for a protein of 499 amino acids. Gene Ontology annotation, molecular function: oxidoreductase activity, acting on paired donors, with incorporation or reduction of molecular oxygen; iron ion binding; monooxygenase activity. The record is from RefSeq and is a predicted model, not a curated record. The transcript is spliced from 3 exons. NCBI's taxonomy places the organism in Eukaryota, Viridiplantae, Streptophyta, Magnoliopsida, Asterales, Asteraceae.